AUGCGAGCGGCGUGGAUGAUGGCAGCGGCGGUUGCCGCCUCCAACGAUUGCGCGACGUUGGGAUAUGGAAAUGCACCGACUUGCAAGGAAUGCCACGACGUCGACAACGCUUCGCGAGCCGCAUGCCUCGGUUGCUGCGUCCCGGCUGCGACAUUCCCCCAACUGAAGAUUCAAGAUGCUACGCCCGGCUUCUCUGUCCAGUACAAGCGCGGCAACUUGCCAACUCUCCUCAUGUACGACGAAAACGAGGAAUUGCAGGACUCUGUCAUCGUCGUUUCUUGGGACCAACCGUCCCUCGAUGCGUACCUGGCCCUCCACUUGAAGCCGUCUCCCACCGUCAUUGCAGCGCAUGAAGCUCACGUUCUCGCCAUGCGUGCGCAAGCUGGACGUUCGGACGAGCUCUAG
This is a messenger RNA of Aphanomyces invadans, 405 nucleotides long. RefSeq lists its product as hypothetical. Lineage: Eukaryota; Oomycota; Saprolegniomycetes; Saprolegniales; Verrucalvaceae. The coding region runs from base 1 to 405 and encodes 134 amino acids. The record is from RefSeq and is a predicted model, not a curated record. The transcript is spliced from 4 exons.